CACCAGUGCCGGAGGCUCAGAAUAAGUCAAUGGGAGGAAGGCUUCAGUCACGGCAGCAAGCAGGUCCACUGAGCAGAGAAGAGGACAUGCUUGGGAGAGCAACGAGCAAUAAGAGGGGGAACUCUCUGGCAUUCAAACUCAAACUCGACUCUACCACUUCAAGCAGAAAAAAACAGAGAGAGAGGAAAACCAAAAAAGGGUCUCUUUUUGUGGCUAUCAGUUUCUUUCACUAAACCUUCUGAAGAAUACUAAACACACAGGCCUCACCGUCAGACAUGGACAGAUGUAUGUCUGCUCUCAUUUUACAGAACUUGAAAUUCUGUUUUAAAGAAAGACGUCAACUUUGGCCUUGAAUGUUUGGCAUGUGUACAAUGGCUUAAAAAAGCAGACGACCAGCUUAGCUACUGACCAUGCUGACCACUGUCCGGAUCUGGAUCAAAUCAGAGAAAAACACAGCGAAUGGCUUUCUCUUAUAGAAUAUUUGAACAAAGCACAAUUCCUGAGCACAUUUUACACAGCUCAUUCCAUCACUUAAUCUCUUCUAACUGGUCCGGAUUACAGACAGAAUCGACACCAGAGGAAAUGAAACAGAUUGGUGAGGAACAAGAAAAUAAACCACCGCGCUGGGCAGCUCUUCUGAUACUUAUGGUGAUAAUACCCACAAUUGGUGGAAACAUCCUUGUUAUUCUGGCUGUUUCACUGGAGAAAAAGUUGCAGUAUGCUACCAAUUAUUUCCUAAUGUCCCUGGCAGUGGCUGAUUUGCUGGUUGGAUUGUUUGUGAUGCCGAUUGCCCUCUUGACAAUAAUGUUUGAGGCUAUGUGGCCCCUCCCACUUGUUCUAUGCCCUGCCUGGUUAUUUCUUGACGUUCUUUUUUCUACUGCAUCCAUCAUGCAUCUUUGUGCCAUUUCAGUGGAUCGUUACAUAGCCAUCAAAAAGCCAAUCCAGGCCAAUCAAUAUAACUCACGAGCUACAGCAUUCAUCAAGAUUACAGUGGUAUGGUUAAUUUCAAUAGGCAUUGCCAUUCCAGUCCCUAUCAAAGGGGUGGAAACUAAUGUGGGUAACCCAAACAACAUCACUUGUGGGUUGACAAAGGAUCGUUUCGGCAAUUUCAUGCUCUUUGGCUCACUGGCUUCCUUUUUCAUACCUCUGGCCAUCAUGAUUGUCACCUACUUUCUCACUAUCCAUGCUUUACAGAAGAAAGCUUAUUUGGUCAAAAAUAAGCCACCUCAACGCCUAACAUGGUUGACUGUGUCCACAGUUUUCCAGAGAGAUGAAACACCCUGCUCAUCACCAGAAAAAGUGGCAAUGCUGGACGGUUCUCACAAGGACAAAACUCUGCCCAAUGCAAAUGACGACACACUUAUGCGAAGAAUGUCCACAGUAGGAAAAAAGUCAGUGCAGACCAUUUCCAAUGAAAAGAGAGCUUCGAAGGUUCUAGGGAUUGUGUUUUUCCUCUUUUUGCUUAUGUGGUGCCCCUUUUUUAUUACAAAUAUAACUUUAGUUUUAUGUGAUUCCUGCGACCAGACUACUCUCCAAAUGCUCCUGGAGAUAUUUGUGUGGAUAGGCUAUGUUUCCUCAGGGGUGAAUCCUUUGGUCUACACCCUCUUCAACAAGACAUUUCGGAAUGCAUUUGGCCGAUAUAUCACCUGCAAUUACAGGGCCACGAAAUCAGUAAAAACGCUUAGAAAAUGCUCCAGUAAUAUCUACUUCCAGAAUCCAAUGGCAGAGAACUCUAAGUUGUUCAUGAAACAUGGAAUGCGAAACGGCAUUAAUCCUGCCAUGUACCAGAGCCCAAAGAGGCUCCGAAGUUCAACCAUUCAGUCUUCAUCAGUCAUUUUACUAGACACACUUCUCCUCACUGAAAAUGAAGGUGACAAAACUGAAGAGCAAAUCAGUUAUGUAUAGUAGUAAUGGCAGUUUGUAUCUAAUUAAUAUAAUAAGAUAUAAAUAUACCAAGAAUUAUAUAAAGAACUCUAUAUCAUGUAUCAAAAAGUAUCUCUUUAAAUUAAGAAUUAAGUAUUGUGGUUAUCCAACUAUCUUUAUUUGGGCAAAACUAUCCCAUGAAAAAAAAUCAUUUUUGUAUAGCUGCAAAUUAAAACAAUCCAGCAUGCUGGUUAAAUGAUAAGAUAUUUAAAUGAAAUAAAAUUAAAUAAACCAAUAAAUUUCAAGCUUACCAGAAAAAAAAAAGCCACCAUAAGAAUUUAUUUAGUUUCUAAUUGUAUGCAAAGCUAUGCUGAGAAUGAAAUCAAAACCAAAAAGCAUUAACCUGUCUUCAAGGCCUUAAAAGCAAUUAAGGCAUAGCAUAGAACUGCAGUGACAGGAACAGAGGGCUAAAAAUAAGU
Messenger RNA from Sus scrofa (pig), 2342 nucleotides. RefSeq names its product 5-hydroxytryptamine receptor 2B (gene HTR2B). Gene Ontology annotation, cellular component: dendrite; plasma membrane. Gene Ontology annotation, molecular function: neurotransmitter receptor activity; G protein-coupled serotonin receptor activity. NCBI's taxonomy places the organism in Eukaryota, Metazoa, Chordata, Mammalia, Artiodactyla, Suidae. The record is from RefSeq and is a predicted model, not a curated record. Gene Ontology annotation, biological process: chemical synaptic transmission; serotonin receptor signaling pathway; smooth muscle contraction.